AGUCACUAUGUUCGGGUGUUGUUCUUCGGAGGAAACUUUGCCUCUGAUCAGAACCAGUUUCUCUCGGCCGAGAAGGAGGUGUAUUAACCGACGACAAAUACCUGUGAUUUUGUGAUUUAUUAACGGAUAUACUGAUUGGAAAGAACUAAAAAAUAUGACGACCUACACGGACAAAGGACCAAAGCCACUGGGCGGAAAAUUCAACUGCUUCGAUCACGUUACAUUCUGGGUUGGAAAUGCGAAACAGGCGGCGAGUUUUUACUGUACACGUCUCGGGUUUGAGCCACUGGCUUACAGAGGGCUGGAAACGGGAUCACGGAAAUACGCUUACCACGUCGUGCGACAAAACAAGAUUGUUUUCGUAUUUGUGUCCGCUUACGAACCAUAUGAGAAAGAGCUCGGUGAUCACUUGAUCAAACACGGUGACGGCGUUAAAGACGUGGCAUUUACGGUUGAGGACAUCCAAACUCUGGUCAAGAAAUCUGUCGAAAGUGGUGUCAAACUUGUUCGAGAUAUCUGGGAGGAGAAAGAUGAGUAUGGCACGGUGAAAUUCGCUACAGUGCAAACGUUUGGUGACACUACACACACAUUUGUUGAAAGAUCGGGAUAUAAAGGAUUAUUUUUGCCAGGAUACAAACCACCAUUAACGAGCGACUGUCUUAGCUCCAAACUAUCACCAGGCAAACUUGACUUCAUCGAUCACGUUGUUGGAAAUCAACCAGAUUUACAAAUGGAAUCAACGGCACAAUGGUAUGAGAAAAAUCUACAAUUUCAUCGUUUCUGGUCUGUUGAUGACACGCAACUACACACAGAAUUUUCCGCCCUUCGUUCAAUUGUGAUGACAAACUGGGAGGAGACAGUUAAGAUACCUAUCAACGAACCCGCACCAGGGAAGAAAAAAAGUCAAAUCGCAGAGUACGUUGAAUAUUAUGGAGGAGCUGGAAUACAGCACAUUGCUCUUAACACAAGUGAUAUUAUCCAAUCUAUAAGAAAUCUUCGCAGCAGAGGUUUGGAGUUCCUGAAAGUUCCAGAUACAUACUACAACUCACUUAGAGAAAGACUGAAGGCUGAUAAUGUACAACUAAAGGAAAAUCUAGACACAUUACAGGAGCUGCGGAUUCUUGUUGAUUACGAUGAAAAUGGAUACCUUCUUCAAAUUUUCACAGAAAAUAUGCAAGAUCGACCGACACUAUUCUUGGAGGUUAUACAACGACACAACCAUAAUGGAUUUGGUGCUGGAAACUUCAAGGCUCUGUUUGAAGCUAUUGAGCUGGCCCAGGCGCAAAGAGGAAAUUUGUAAAGAUAUUUCAGUAAUAAUUAGCCAGACUUCCCAGAAAUUUUAUGAGAAUUAUGUUUAUUUUUAUGUUUCUUGUGAAAUAAAUUGAAAGUAAAAUAUUAUUCUUACUUUAGAAAAGGAAA
Molecule: messenger RNA, 1419 nt
Organism: Bemisia tabaci
Lineage: Eukaryota; Metazoa; Arthropoda; Insecta; Hemiptera; Aleyrodidae
Gene: Hpd
Product: 4-hydroxyphenylpyruvate dioxygenase
Biological process (GO): L-tyrosine catabolic process
Cellular component (GO): Golgi membrane; endoplasmic reticulum membrane
Molecular function (GO): lactoylglutathione lyase activity; 4-hydroxyphenylpyruvate dioxygenase activity; metal ion binding
Source: RefSeq, a predicted model, not a curated record